UCAGAUGUCCUAGUAGCUGCCACCGAGUCUCUGGGCUCCCUGUCUGGUCUGCGGCCCUGGCGCUCCUGCCCCCCCUCCCCUAGCCCCAUGCCUCAACCCUAACCCCGUGGCCCUCCCCUGAGGGGGGCAUUUCCUGGUGCCCCCUGUCCUCCCCUCCAAGUCAGGCGCCAUGAACGACCAGUACCACCGGGCAGCCAGGGACGGCUACCUGGAGCUCCUCAAGGAGGCCACCCGGAAAGAGCUGAACGCCCCAGACGAGGAUGGCAUGACCCCCACCCUCUGGGCCGCCUACCAUGGCAACCUGGAGUCCCUGCGGCUCAUCGUGAGCAGAGGGGGUGACCCAGACAAGUGUGACAUCUGGGGCAACACGCCCCUGCAUCUGGCGGCUUCCAAUGGCCACCUGCACUGCCUCUCCUUCCUGGUGUCCUUCGGAGCCAACAUCUGGUGCCUGGACAACGACUACCACACGCCGCUGGACAUGGCCGCCAUGAAGGGCCACAUGGAGUGCGUGCGCUACCUGGACUCCAUCGCGGCCAAGCAGAGCAGCCUCAACCCCAAGCUGGUGGGGAAGCUGAAGGACAAGGCUUUCCGCGAGGCCGAGCGGCGCAUCCGCGAGUGCGCCCGAAUGCAGCGCAAGCACCACGCGCGCAUGGAGCGUCGCUACCGGCGCGAGCUGGCCGAGCGCUCCGACACGCUCAGCUUCUCCAGCCUCACGUCCAGCACGCUGAGCCGCCGGCUGCAGCCCCUGACGCUGGCCAGCCAUCUGCCCUACUCGCAGGCCACGCUGCACGGCACCGCCAGGGGCAAGACCAAGAUCCAGCGGAAGCUGGAGCGGCGCAAGCAGGCGGGCGAGGGCGCCUUCAAGAUCUCCGAGGACGGCCGCAAGAGCGUGCGCUCGCUGUCGGGGCUGCAGCUGGGCAGCGACGUGAUGUUCGUGCGGCAGGGCCCCUGCGCCAACCCCAAGGAGUGGGGCCGCUCCCCGCUCCGGGACAUGUUCCUCUCGGAUGAGGAUAGCGUCUCCCGUGCCACACUGGCGGCCGAGCCUGCCCACUCGGAGGUCAGCACCGACUCCGGCCACGACUCCCUGUUUACGCGCCCCGGCCUGGGCACCAUGGUGUUCCGCAGGAACUACCUGAGCAGCGGGCUGCACGGGCUGGGCCGCGAAGACGCGGCGCUGGAGGACGGGGCCCCGCCGCGGGGCCGGCUGCAGAGCUCCCCGAGCCUGGACGACGACAGCCUGGGCAGUGCCAACAGCCUGCAGGACCGCAGCUGCGGCGAGGAGCUGCCCUGGGACGAGCUGGACCUGGGCCUGGACGAGGACCUGGAGCCCGAGACCAGCCCGCUGGAGACCUUCCUGGCCUCCCUGCACAUGGAGGACUUCGCCUCCCUCCUGCGCCAGGAGAAGAUCGACCUGGAGGCGCUGAUGCUCUGCUCAGACCUGGACCUCCGCAGCAUCAGCGUCCCCCUGGGGCCCCGCAAGAAGAUCAUGGGCGCCGUGCGCAGGCGCAGGCAGGCGCUGGAGCGCCCACCCGCCCUGGAAGACACAGAGCUAUAACUUGGGGCUCCUCUCCCCAAACCAAAAUGAAUUGCAAGUUGCCACAACUCUCAGUGGGGCCACCAGGCCCCCAGUCGCCAGCCCGGCCCCUCUCCAGGACCAUGCACCAGCCUCGAACGACUCUCCAUCCCCCAGAGCAGAGGACGUGGCGUGGAGACACCCAGAUGGUCAAGCAAGCACCCCAGAACAUCAGUUCUGAGGGGCCUGGGUGCCCCGAUCCACGCCCCUCUCAGCGGCCCUAAAGGACAUGAGGGUUGGUGGAAGGCCAGCCCCAGAGGAAGGGCAGGGCCCGCUGGGGCCUUGGGGACAGGAGCGUGUGCCCUGGGGGCAAGUCUGGUCCUGGGCGCCGCUGUCUCUCCCACCCCCUCCUCCGUGCCCCUGCUCAGGCGGGAGACUGACUUUCUGUGCGGGAAGAGUGUGAGCUGCUCCCCUCCCCCACGCACCAUCGAGGAGGUUCCAGGCUAGACUCUUCAGCCAAAUGCCCUGCCCUUCAUGCCCAUCUGCCCCGAGCACCGCCAGCCCCUCUCUUUCUCCACCCACGCGCCCUGUGAGGAGUGGGAGUGCCAGGCCAGGAUGGGGCGGGUGACAGGGCCCCUUCUCAGCCCCCUGGGUGAGCCCAGUCUGACUACCCUCCGGCCCCAGCCCCUCGGUCCUUUGCCCCCUGGGCCAUGCGGCCCGGCCUCCCCCGGGCUAAGGGCCAGGGCGGCAGCCACACGGUGCUAGGACAGCGCCAGGCAUGGCUGGCACGUUCUGGGCCCAGGAAAGUCAGCUGCCAACUGCCUGAGUCCCCACACUGGGACAGGCAGAGAGGGUGUCCAGCCUCACGUGGCCAGACCCUGCGAGGUGUGCUCGGUCUGCACCCCUGCUUGGCCCCGGGUCCGCCAGGCCUCUGCGUCGGUGUCCGUAGUGGGUGUCCCUCCAGACACAGAGGCGGCCAAGCGCUGACGUCUCUGCAGGGACACCGGGUCGGCCCGCCUUCUGUUCAGGAGCGCCCCUGCCCUGUGAACCUGGCCUUUGAGGGGCCCUGGACACGUGUCCCCACAGUUCUCCAGUUAGACUGUCAGUGUGCUCGUCCUGUGGCCCCCACCCCAGCUCUGGCUCUCAGCUGGGCUGGGGAAUGGGGGCACAGCCCCAGCCCCAGCUCCUCCCUGGGUCCCCUUGGCCAGGGUGGGAGGCAGGAGAGAAAGCCCCCAGAGCAUGGCCAGGUCUCUGCUGUAUCUGUGUCUGUGUGCAUGCCCAGCGCUGGGCCGUGAAGAAGGUGGUCUCUGUCCCACCCGAGCUUGGUCGCCCACCAUUGCCACCCUGAGGCCCCCACCACCACCCGGUUCUCUGGGCCUAGACCUGGGGCCACCCCCAAGUGCCGACUCCGCUUUCUUGGCGCCCUGGGCGCUGCCCAUUCUCCCUGCCCAGCCUCGCCCUGCUGGGACCUUCCUUUGCUGGGGUGGGCGUGGGGCCAUGGUGCCACCUCUGCCCUCUCUCAGGCUCAUUACAACUUUUG
Molecule: messenger RNA, 3053 nt
Organism: Condylura cristata (star-nosed mole)
Lineage: Eukaryota; Metazoa; Chordata; Mammalia; Eulipotyphla; Talpidae
Gene: USH1G
Product: Usher syndrome 1G (autosomal recessive)
Exons: 3
Coding region: 170-1555 (461 amino acids)
Biological process (GO): sensory perception of light stimulus; sensory perception of sound; equilibrioception
Molecular function (GO): protein binding
Source: RefSeq, a predicted model, not a curated record